GUGUUAUGAAGGAAAUUGCUAGACGAAAGGAAUCAAGAAUGGUAUUAAGAAGAGCCCCUAAUUUGUAUAAGAUCUUGAGAAACGAUAAGGAUAAUAUCAGAGCGGAGGAGAGAGCAGGGGUGUAUAAGAUUCCUUAUGAAAACUUACAACUGGACGUUAAAAAAGAUUAUAUCGGCGUCACCACCAGAAGCUUGGGAGUAAGGCUCAAGGAACAUAGAUAUGCCAUAAGAAAAGCGUCUAAUUCAACGGUUUUGUCACAAAUGGCGCAAACACAAGGAUCUGAGGUGAAAUGGGACGAGGCAACAAUCAUCAAACCUCUGUCUUCCCCAACUCUAGCAAUGACGGCAGAAAAAAUAGAAAUAUACAGAAGUAAGAUAAGAGAAGGCUGUUUAAAUGCGAGGGAUUCUGAGAGCCUACCUUCGGCAUGGAAAUAUUUGGUUAAGAAAUUUACUACAAACUCUGACCAGAAUUAAUACAUUGAAGAUUUAUGUUAUUUUUGUUUUAUUGUUUUAUUUUAAUUUUUAAAUAUUCUUCCAUUAUUUUUUCUCUUGUAAAAUUUUUGAUUUAAAUUUUUAUGUUCUAUUCAUGGAACAUUUACGUUCCGUUUUAGUUUUCAACCUGAAGAUGCCCUAUUAAUUAGGCUGAAAACGUUUGUUGUUUAAAAAUUAUGUUUAUUUCUCGGCAAAAAAGGUGUUUUGUUUAUCUUUAUUUAGUUGCUGAGCGCUUUUGAUAUUGAACCUCAAUAUAUAUUAAAAUCCAUUUAUGAUCUAAUUCAGGAUAAAUUUAGUCAGCUAAAUAUUAAGAUUAAAUCAAUUAAAUCAGAAGUAAACAUAUUGAAAGA
Centruroides sculpturatus (bark scorpion) is the source of this 841-nucleotide messenger RNA. RefSeq lists its product as uncharacterized. NCBI's taxonomy places the organism in Eukaryota, Metazoa, Arthropoda, Arachnida, Scorpiones, Buthidae. The coding region runs from base 6 to 473 and encodes 155 amino acids. The transcript has 2 exons. The record is from RefSeq and is a predicted model, not a curated record.